Messenger RNA from Podospora pseudopauciseta, 5392 nucleotides. RefSeq names its product Coiled-coil putative protein (gene PaME4). Lineage: Eukaryota; Fungi; Ascomycota; Sordariomycetes; Sordariales; Podosporaceae. Bases 586 to 5097 code for a protein of 1503 amino acids. The record is from RefSeq and is a predicted model, not a curated record. The transcript is spliced from 3 exons.
GGGAAAUAACCAACUUGCCUCGGAGAUGAGUUCUGAUUGUAUCUCGAGUCCUUACCUCACACCAGACAACUCAUUCUGCCGCCUUUGACCUCACAGCGCAAAUAUGACAUCGGACUUGGAAGUUUUUCUUGAUUUAUUUAAUGCCACCGGAAUACAUAUUCAUGGCUUCCCGAAGUUUCAGGCAGAAAAAGGGUCCGAUGGCGGGGGUCGCCCGAGCUCCGGUCUCCCUGCUGGGAAGGCACGACAACUUGAAGUGCAGGGACAGGCAAGAGGCUACUGAAGGAAGUCACGCUCUUGUUCAACUUUGCCUCUGCCAAAUUCUUCCAUGUCCCCCUUCCAUUCGCUCAUCCAGAGUGCAACUGUCAAUCAACGGCGUCAACAAUCCACAAGCCUGGGCGGUAUCAUCCAUGCAGGAGACAAUCGCCAUUUGACCCCUUUCUCGCUCUUGAGUACACCAUCUGUGUAACAUACUCCCUACUAAUUUCUGCGCUGGGCCUGGAGUCCUCCUCCUGACUGGCUGUAUCAGGCCUUAGGACUUGCUGGCCAAUCCAACACCCUUCUCGUUUCCCAGACACCAUCAACACCAUGGAGCAGCCUUUUCCCACCGAAUUCGAUACAUCCCACGGGCGUGGUCAGAUGACCCGGAAACCAUUUGACAGCUCCCCGAACGACGGACAGUCCCCGAAUACGGAGCCAACGCUAUCGGCAGAGAAGCCAGCCAAUCCCAAGAACAUCGUUGAUUUGACUGAUAUCGAGAACGGUAAGCUUCCGCAGGUCCCGGAAGACCCUUCCACCGAGCCAGAUGCCACCAAGAGUUUCUCUUACGGCCCUCCUGUCACUGUCGUCCCCAACCGGUUUACAGCACGCUCUCCUGGAAAGCCAACCACGCCGACUGGCCUACGUGAACAGCAUAUCAAAGCCCCUCCGCAGGCUCAUAUACCCAAGUUCCCUACCAUCGAAGGGAAGCCCGGACUAACGCGGUUCUCUGGCCGCAACCGACGGAAUAGGGUCAUUCCCAACCCAUUGGACGCCCGAAGAGUAUCCCCUAUCCAGAGCUUUCGUCCCUUCCCUGAUAACGGUGACUUUCGCAACAAUGAUCCAGCUGCCCACGGGCCCAAACAACCCUCGCCACACCCCCAAUUUCAACCACACCCGUUUCCCGAUCUGCCUUCUCCCAAGGUCGCAACUGCUCAUGCGACGUAUCCUCAGCCAGCAUAUGUUGAGGACGCAGUGAGCACUGGCCAUGGUGCCGAACCUUCAAUUAUUGAUGUCACCUCACCUGUCAAGCCCAACGCAAUGGCUACCGACCCGGGAUAUGAUGAUGAAGACUACGGUUUCGAUAACAAUGCGGAGUACUACGCCGAGAUGCCUGAUCAAUAUGUUCCGCAACAUCAUCCGUUGCCGAGUGAUUUCGCAAUUUCAUCGCCGCAGGUAACACCCCAAGUGAAGAAGACAUCUAUCCAUCCUUCGGCUCCAAAGCACACCACAGGUGAUUCUCGCAGCUCUCGAGGGUCUCGCAGCCACCGACACCCGGGUGAUCGGCCGGCCCAUCGACACCGAAUGCAGCCAGCCAUCAAACCAUUUCGAAAGACGAACUCAGCAAGCAGGAAGGCAGAAACCAUGCGAAAGGUGGAUGAAUCCAUGCGGAAUGUACGUGCUCAGUCGCAUAGUUCAAACAUAUCAAGACGCAGAGAUGCACCGGACACCAGAAAGGCCCAGCAUCAACAUUUCCUUAGGUCAGAGAAAUCAUCAGCCAAGUCCGUCACAUCCAGCCCUGAGCUGAAGCAACAAACCGUUCGUGUACGCCACAAAUUUGCCAGUAACAUGGCUGAAGUGCUCAACGAGUUCAAUAUGGAUCAGGAGACUGCCUUGCUGAAGCAACGGGAACGCUACCGCGAGAAUAUCAAGUCCCUGAAGCUGGAGCUGGAGAGGGCGGCGGAGGAGUCCUCCGCUCUUGUUGCACAAAGCAUCGAGAAGUCCAAGGAGAUACAAAAUCUUCAAGCAUCUGAAGCUGAAAAAGAUGCUCGCAUUGUGGAAUUGCACACCAAGCUUGAGAACUUUGAGCAGCAAAACACAACGCUGGCAGAAAAGUUUGCUGCGUUCAAAUCUCGAUGCAACAGUAUCAUUGAAGAACAGCGAGCUCUGUACAAUGACACCAAGUCACGGUGUGAGGAGACGAUCACCGAAGUGCGCAACAUUGCAUCAGCCAGGAUAUCCGAAGCAGAGGCAGUUGCCCAGAAAGGCGAAAAAGUUCGCAAAGCGCUCAUGGAACGAGUGCAUCAGGACAUUGCUCAGAACAAGAGAGAGUCUUCCGAGCUGUACGAAAAAAUACGUACUCUAACACAACAGGUUGAAGAGAAGGAUCAUCAGAUUGCCCGCGAUCAAGAGACCAUUCGUGGCUUGUCUACCAGAAUACAAGAUAUCCAAGCUUCAUCGGAAAGGUUCGAGAAGCUUGCCGCCAAGAAUGAGGAAGUUCUCUGCAACAUUGGAGAACUGAUUACGGAGGAGUCCUCUCGACGUGAGGAAUCCGCGAAGGAAACUAAUGAGUGGUUGGAUUCCAUCUCCUGUCAGCUGGAGAAGGUAUCGCAGACAGUGGUCGACCAACCUGAACUGACGACUAGUCUGGGAGAAACACAAGCAAAAAGCCUCAACGACAUCAAUGCCAAGCUCGAAGUGAUGCUGGUAUCUCGAGAGUGUGUGAGCGAUGCCACCAGUCAGCUGUCAACUUGCAUCGAGACACAGAUAUGGAAGGUCCUGCAGCGUCUUGAUAGCCAAUUCGACACAAUGGGUCAACAACUGGCGCUCAAGGCGGAGGAGAAGGCCGUACUGUCCACCCUUCUUGAAGAGAAGAAGGCUCGUUGUGGAGCACUCGAGCAAGAGAUUGUGACCUUGCAGCAAAAGUCCAGGGAGCAAAUUGAGCGUAUCGACGCACUCCAACAGAAUAUUUCUGCCAUGGAAAGUCAGCAUGGCAAUGAUCAAGAAGAGAUUCAGCGUCUGAAGGAUAUUGGCUCCCGGCUGGAAGACGAGAAUGAAAAGUUCAGCGAUGAGGUCGAGUUAAAGACCGCCACGAUCAGAGAGCUCGAAGACAAGCUUAGGUCUAAGGGAGAGACAUACUCCGCUGAGGUACGAACAUUUGGCAUCGAAGUCUCCAAGCUCAACCAGGCCCUGCGGGAACAGGAGCACUCGAACCAAAUCACCGUCAAGCAGGUUUCGGAAGCUGCGAGGAACCAGGUCAAAGUUGAGAUGGAACGCAUAAUUGCAGACACCAGAAGGAUGCUUCAGCAGACUGAAAGACAGAGAGAUACCUUGGUUGGAGAAAUCAAGAUGUUGAAGGGGACGAUUCAGGAGAAUGAAAGCCGGCACCAGACUGCGAUCAGAAAUGCCACGGAAACUGCUCAGAGUGAAACUCGCAUUGAUAUGGAGCGCACCAUGUCGGCAGAUCAGAGGCUAUUGGCCGAGACACAAAAGCACAGGGACAAGCUGAUCACCGAGGUCAAGAAGCUGGAGGAGGCGAUUCAAGAAAGGCAACAAUCGACUCUCGAGGCCGUUCAGAAGGCAUCUGACACCGCGCGUCGCGAAGCCAAAGAUGAAAUGGAACGGGUCGUUGCCGACACGACAAAAUUCUUGGAGCAAGCCCAGCAGCACUUGGAAAAGGUUGUUCAAGAGAAGGAGCAAGAAAGGGAGCGCAACUCGCAUCUAGUGGAUUCAUUGAAAGGGAUGCUGGCAGCUGAGGAAGCUACCAAGAACAAAGUCAUUCAAGAGUCCACAGAGCGUUUGGCAGAGCGUAGUCAGCAGAUUGAGGAUCUGAAAGCUCGGGUAACUUCGCUGGAAGCUGAGAGAGAUGCAGCGAGAAAGGCAGUCGCUGAGCUAUCAAGCGAGCGUGAUCAUCAACGUGUUCGGUGCGAAGCUAUGGCUUCAGGUUUGAUGGAUUGGGCCCGGCAAUAUGGGCACCCUACGGAUGCAAUUAGAGAACAGUUUGCGCAUGGGAAGGUCGAGGAGAUCAAAGCCUGCGUCUUGCAUACACUGGCCCAGCUUGCACUCUCGCAGAGGCUAAAGGCGCUCAAUACGGAACCUUCAUCGGAGCAUUCCCAAUCACAGGACUCAUCGGGGCAGGCUGCCAUCUCUCGUCAAGAACGCCCGCGAGUGGAGGUAGAAACAGCCAACAUGGACGACAGUACCACUUUGCUUGGGAGCCCCGGAUCCCUGAGGGGAGAGAGCCCCGGCACGCUGCUGGGUGGUGCAUCUGCCACUCCUCUCUCCAGCCCAUCGAAUGAUCCUGGAUCCCAAAGGCGGCGAGUUGUUAUCCGAACCCCCAUGAGCGAACCGGACCCGGUUCCGCCAACAGUAGACCAGGAGAAGAUUCGAAGAAGGGAAGCUCUCCAACCCAAGUCAGUCUUGAGGCGCGUAACCCGAAGCGCUUCCUCUGGUAGGUUGAGCCAAGAGAACAUUGCUGGCGUUACUGAGGCUGGCACCAGUCCGGCUCCUUUGGGUAUCCAGCACAUUGUUCCAAACAUUCCGACACCAACUCGGCCAACACCGGUGGCCACCACUGUCAAGCCAGCGACAAAGCGUCUGACCAAGAGGAAGGCUCCAGCGAGCGGCGGUUCUCGAGCCACGCGAAGCAAGACGACUCCGUUAGCAGCGCCUGAUGAGCACCCCAUCUCUGCCCUAGGGGGCUCAAGAACCCUCAGUUUGGAACCAAACUCACCAGAUCAGCCACCGAAGUCAACAGGUCCUCAGCAGGGGCAAAGUGCCUUACAGGCAGCUGGCCAAACUAACAGCUCAACCCUCGGAGGACCUCAGAGACCCAGCCCAGAAGAAAGGACCCCGCUGCCAAACAGCGCCGGUUCAUGGACGUCAAGCCAGCCCCAGCCCGCAAACGCAGAAGACUAUGGCAUACGAAGGCGUCGUAGAUCAUUAUCCCCUGCACUCGAGACAGACGCAUCCGGUCUCCCUAUCUUGAGAUCGCAGCCACGAUUCUGGUCUCGACCACAAGUGCCCUCAACAGCAUCACAGCCACAAGAGCUGCAGACCUAUCGGAAUAUAGGGGAUUAUCAGGACUCGAUUAUUGAUUCGCAGGAAACGCACGAAGCCUAAAACGGUCGUGGUUGGCGAUGAGUGGGAUGUUGAGAGAAUUGCUCGCUGAGAUUUGCUCAUGAUUUGGUACUAUCUGGAAGGACGUAGGAGAGUACAUUGUUAGAUCUCCAUUUGGCAUGUUCAAGAGCACCCCUGCUUUAUCACACUAUAUGGAAAAGGAAAAGAUCAAACUAGGAGUUUAUAUGACUUACUUUUAUAGAGAUAUGUGACUGAGCUGACGGAGCUUCUGGGGGGAGUCAAUAACUAUCUUUAGCAAAGCGGUACAGAACUGCUGUUGAAAUUCAUCAAUCUCUUG